Paramecium tetraurelia is the source of this 711-nucleotide messenger RNA. RefSeq lists its product as uncharacterized. Gene Ontology annotation, molecular function: sphingosine-1-phosphate phosphatase activity. The transcript is spliced from 2 exons. Gene Ontology annotation, cellular component: endoplasmic reticulum membrane. NCBI's taxonomy places the organism in Eukaryota, Ciliophora, Oligohymenophorea, Peniculida, Parameciidae. The record is from RefSeq and is a predicted model, not a curated record.
AUGCAAAUAAAAGAACUAACAUUUUAUGUAUUUUCUACCUUGGGGGAUAGGAGUAUAAUGUAUUAUACUUUGAUCUUCUUCUGGUUGAAGUAGGCAAAUAAGUUGUAAACUUUAUAGUUAAUAAUAAUGUAUUCUAUUUCGUCAUUCUUUGGGGACUUUGUGAAAAUGAUACUUUAAUAGCCAAGGCCUUUUUACAUUGAUAAUACAAUUUAAUUGGAUUUUUGCUAAUAUGGUUUUGGAGGUCCUAGUGGACAUGCUUGCAGGGCAUUAGUAUUUUAUGUCAUUUUAUUUAACAUGUUGUAAACUCAAGAUAGUCAACAAUCAGAAAACUCUCAUUAAGUUUAAUCAGAAGAAUUAUAUUUAAUGAUUCAACCUGAGUAAAGCUAAUCAAAUGAGAUUAGUUGGAAGAAUCGCAUAAUAAAAUACUCAAUGAAUAGCCAGAGUCUAUUUUGGGGUUCAUUUUUUGAAUUAAGUUAUGCUUGGAUGGAUUAUGGGAUUAUACUUGUUAUUUAUUUUCUAUAGUUGUGGAAUGCAAAAUAAAAUAAUAGAGCUGUUGAUUUAAGCAAUAUAGAAAGAGCCUUUUAAGAGGCAAUAAAUAGUUCUGAUAAUUUAUUUGAUUUUGACUAUCACAGCAUCAUUUAUGAUAUAUUACGGCUGCAUUAAUUCGUAGAUUCUUGUUCAACUCAAGUAGAAUUGGAAGGAAGUGGCUGA